Molecule: messenger RNA, 981 nt
Organism: Yamadazyma jaroonii
Lineage: Eukaryota; Fungi; Ascomycota; Pichiomycetes; Serinales; Debaryomycetaceae
Source: the annotation of a GenBank genome assembly
AUGAAUUUAUCACCAUUCAGAUUAAGUACCCGGUUUUCAACAGCCAUCAGACCUUUGGCGGCCACAAGACCUUUGACAGCCACAAGACUAUAUAGUAGAGGAAACUAUAAAAGGUUCAAUCAACAAUCAACUUUCAAUUACCAAACUUUAUUCACAAAUAGGUAUUUUGGAGGUACAAUUCUUGGUUUAUUAGGUUUCUAUCUAUACAAUCAAGAUGAAGCUCCAUAUACUAAAAGAAGGAGAUUCUUAUGGAUCCCUAGUUGGUUGGAGUUAAGAAUUGGAGAUAUGAGCUAUCAGCAAAUUUACUUACAAUACAGAUCUAGUAUCCUUCCUAAGAGUGACCCUAUAUAUAGAGAGAUUCGAGGGAUUGUAGACAGAUUGUUGAAAAGUGCCUUUGAACAUGAAUUCUCAGAGGAGAAGAUUCGAUACUUAAAGUCACUCGAUUGGGAGAUCAAUAUCAUUAACGACAAUUCACCUCCCAACGCUUUUAUCCUCCCCAAUGGUAAGAUCUUUAUCUUCUCAUCCAUCUUAGGAAUCUGUAAAGAUACUGACGGGAUAGCUACUGUGCUUUCUCAUGAAUUAUCACAUCAAUUAGCCAGUCAUUCUAUGGAGCAAAUGAGUAAACAGCCUAUUUACAUGGCUUUAUCAACAUUUUUGUACUUAGCCACAGGAAUCUCAUAUUUCAAUGAUUUAUUGAUAGCAGGUUUCUUCCAAAUGCCAGCCUCCAGAGAAAUGGAAAGUGAAGCUGAUAGAAUAGGUUGUGAAUUAAUGGCCAAAUCAUGUUUCGAUAUUUAUAAAAUCCCUGGUUUCUGGGAAAGAAUGAAUAGUUUAGAGAAAAAACAAGCUCCGAGAUUUGAAUUCUUAUCAACUCAUCCUAAUAAUGAUAAGAGAAUUAGAGACAUCAAGUCUUGGAUGGGAGACUUAGAGAACAUCAGAGAAUCUUCCAAUUGUAAUCAAUUAUACAAUUUCUUUUCUAUGUAG